AAAAAAAGAAAAAAAAAAUUGAGGCAGGAAAAAAAAUAUUGUAUUCUCUGUUUUUGUAUCUUCGAAAUCCAGAAGCCAUUAAUGCACUUUUUACAGCAUACGGAUCCACCAGUUCUUCACCCACCAGAGACGCCAUUAACUCUCUCUUCCUCACUCCUCUCCAGUCUCCAUUCUCUUCCUCCAUUUUUGCACUGACCCAGUUCUCCAUUUCCCCCAAUUUCUCCAUCUGCAUCCUCUUCUUUCUCACCGCCGAGUAGGGUUUAUUGCUACUGUUCUGCAUUUUUCUUCUUUCAGAUUCCCGCCUACGCCUCGAUCCCGUUGUUUUGGUGCUGUCCUGUAUGGAUAUACAGUACAGUAUGCAUUGCACCUGUCGGUUUAACCAAUAAACCCUGUUGUAUAGCCUAGAAGAUGAAAUUCGACUGCAGGGUUUUGAUAGAAGAUGCCUCUAUCUUCAGAUCAUAGACAGAGGUGGUAAAGAUAGUUUAGUUUUAGAGACGGAACUCACCUGUUAGAUCAGCCAGCGAAAGUUUUUAUUCGCCAAAAUGAUCAACAGACCACUUGUGCUCACUUACCUGUAUCUUCUCAUCUACAUUUUGCUGUCAUCUGGAGUUAUUUUGUACAACAAGUGGGUGCUCUCCCCAAAAUAUUUCAAUUUUCCUUUGCCUAUUACACUUACAAUGAUUCAUAUGGGGUUUUCUGGUGCUGUUGCAUUUUUUCUUGUUCGUGUGUUCAAGGUUGUAUCUCCCGUCAAAAUGACUUUUGAAAUAUAUGCAACGUGUGUCAUCCCAAUUAGUGCAUUUUUUGCGUCAAGUCUUUGGUUUGGUAACACUGCCUACUUACAUAUAUCUGUGGCCUUCAUUCAGAUGCUUAAGGCUUUAAUGCCAGUGGCCACAUUUUUUAUGGCUGUUGUGUGUGGUACCGACAAGUUAAGGUGUGACGUUUUCUUCAACAUGGUGCUGGUCAGUGUUGGGGUUGUCGUUUCCUCAUAUGGAGAGAUCCAUUUUAAUGUAGUAGGUACAGUUUACCAGGUCACGGGUAUCUUUGCAGAGGCUCUCAGGCUGGUCUUGACGCAGGUCCUUCUGCAAAAGAAGGGUUUGACUCUAAAUCCUAUCACCAGCUUAUAUUACAUUGCUCCAUGCAGUUUUGUUUUCCUGUUUGUUCCUUGGUACCUGUUGGAGAAGCCAGAGAUGCAAGUUACUCAAAUUCAGUUCAACUUCUGGAUCUUUUUUUCGAACGCAUUGUGUGCCUUGGCAUUGAACUUCUCUAUUUUCUUAGUAAUUGGAAGAACUGGAGCAGUUACUAUUCGAGUUGCUGGUGUUCUCAAGGACUGGAUACUAAUAGCCCUCUCAACAGUCAUAUUUCCCGAAUCUACUAUAACAGGGCUGAAUAUCAUUGGCUAUGCAAUCGCAUUGUGUGGUGUUCUCAUGUAUAAUUACAUAAAGGUCAAGGAUGUUCGUGCAUCUCAAUUAUCUUCUGAAAGCAUUCCAGACAGAAUCAUUAAGGACUGGAAGUUAGAGAAGAAGUCGUCGGAUAUAUUCACUCCAAAUAUCAAUGAUGGCAAUGGUGGAAAUGGUUCGUCCGAUAUGAAUGUCGAUGAAGAGGCACCUUUACUUGCAUCAUCAAGGUUGUCGCAUAUCGGUCACAUGCAGGUUGGUAGUCACAAUCAGUAGUGAUAUAUAAAUAUGAAUAUGAAUCAAUAGGAAGGAAAAAAAAAGAAGUGAAUAGGAAAAUAUUAAAUGCAAGUUGUUUUGAUAUAUAAAAGAUGAGACGAGGUGUUUUGUAAGGUUUAGAAGGCAAUUAUGAAUUCAUUUGAUUUUGUGGCUUGUCUCCUACAUGGAAUAUAGAUAUUGGAUUGGGACAGGGAGGCUUGUUAUUGGCAUAUAACAAUGGGCUCUUUAUUUGAAUGUAAUACUUUAGGACAAUUCUUUUAACCAAGUCAUGUAAUUGUAUUCUUUGGAUGAGCCAGACCUUUCAUUUGGAGCAGUAAGUAAAUUUUGCAGUCUUUGAUCCAUCAA
Benincasa hispida (wax gourd) is the source of this 2015-nucleotide messenger RNA. Its product is annotated as putative sugar phosphate/phosphate translocator At1g48230. The record is from RefSeq and is a predicted model, not a curated record. Lineage: Eukaryota; Viridiplantae; Streptophyta; Magnoliopsida; Cucurbitales; Cucurbitaceae.